This is a messenger RNA of Penicillium canariense, 1758 nucleotides long. Its product is annotated as DUF4246 domain-containing protein. The coding region runs from base 1 to 1758 and encodes 585 amino acids. The transcript has 4 exons. NCBI's taxonomy places the organism in Eukaryota, Fungi, Ascomycota, Eurotiomycetes, Eurotiales, Aspergillaceae. The record is from RefSeq and is a predicted model, not a curated record.
AUGAAUUCCGUGGGUAACUGGUCGCUCCAGAUGCCGGGCUUCAACUUGCCACUGAAUUUCCCCCCGCAACAAAAUGUGUUUGGGUCAGGAAUAUCGGGCUUUCCGAAUGCUCUUGAUCCAAAGCAUCUUGAAUAUGGCAGCCUCGAUGCACUCGUUACUCACCGAGAGAUUAUCAUGAUGCAAAUCAUGAACAUCAUCACAGAUAAGCCUGAGUGGUCCUGCAAGGUCUUCGAUGAGCAUAUCACUGCCAAAUGGCGUGAAGAAGUCGCCAGGAGUGGACAAGAUGCCACACCCAAAAUGAUGGAUUGGAUCAUCAAAGAGCUGCAAUGGAAGGCAGGCAUCCUGGAGAAGACCGGUUUCGUGGAAGUCUUUCACUCCGGAGUCAUCAAGUCUGACACCGCCGUCUCCAAGGAGCUGCAAGAGGCCCUCAAAGAAGCAGUGGUUCCCUUCGAAAAUGUACCAGACGACCAGAGAGACUACCAUCCGGGCUCCGAUGAGAAAGUAGUCGAUCUCGUGCACCCAUCACUCUUCCCGGUGAUAUACGGUAGAACACAUGUCCUUCCAGAUCGAGUCAUUGGUCUGGAUGACUGUUUGGACAGCAUGGGAGAGGGCCAGUGGCUUCGGAGUCCGAAGGAAGACGCUUUACCCCCGCACACAUCCUCCUAUCGCAGAGAACCCCAUCCGGCGGUCUUGAGUACCAAGUUCCAGUGGCUGCCCUGCGAAGUGGAAUUGACCAAAGAUGGCGAUUGUCGUAUCCUGUCUUACAUCAACAAUGCGCACCCAGUCCACCAUCGGGCGCUCUAUGAAGUCGUUGAGAAGAUUCUCGCACAGACGGUGCCCCUUUGGGAGAAGUCCGUGGGCAAGAGACCAGGGUGGUACGAAAGAAUCGAGUUUACCGGCGUUGAGUAUGAGGAGGAUGGGGUGCCCAUGCCGGAGUACCCCGAAGAAGAUAUAGAUGAGGACCCUGAUAAGUACGAGGCCCGGUUGGAGGAAUGGUACGCGUCUCGCAAAGUCAAGCUUCCUGAGCCAGGAGAAUUCAAAGUGCCGGAGCCACUACAUGGAGAGUUCACCUUCCUGGAGCACUUUCCCGAAAGCAACUUGCAGGUUAUUGUGAAACUCGCCAACAUCGUGCUCACGCCUGAUAAGCCCGACUAUGAAGGAGGAACGUGGCAUAUCGAGGGGCAAUUGAAUGAACGGAUUGCCGCAUCAGCAAUUUACUACUACGACAGCGAGAACAUUACCCCAAGUUCACUGGCGUUCCGCCAGCGCGCUAUGGAUGAUUUUUAUGGCCUUCAGUACGAACAGGACCGCCAUGAAUUCCUCCAGCAAGUCUACGGCUUUCCUGACACCUUGGACAAUUGGAGCGAUGGCCUGAUCACGCAAGACUUGGGCAGCGUGGCCUCCAAAGAAGGGCGUCUCAUCACGUUCCCCAACACGCUCCAGCAUCGGGUCUCGCCAUUCUCUCUAGCCGAUGCGUCUAAGCCUGGUCAUCGAAAGAUUCUUGCGCUAUUCCUCGUGGAUCCCCACACGCGGAUUAUCUCUUCUGCUAAUGUUCCGCCACAGCGAGAAGACUGGCUACCUACGACGCAGAAUCUUUCUCCAGAUGCACCGAGAGAGUUGAAGAGGGACGGGGUGCCACCAAUCAGUCUGGAAGAGGCAAAGGCCUACAGAGUGGAGCUGAUGAAAGAGCGCGGGCUGAGGGCUGAGGAACAAAAUACCGCAUAUCAGGAGGGAUCUUUUAGUCUUUGCGAGCAUUAG